CCGCCGCGAGCACCUUGUUCCCGGAAAGGCAAACAAAGGCAAGGCAUGCGGAGAAUCCCGGGCGCAAAGGCGCGCGGCGACUCUUACCGGGAGGCCCUUUCAGACCUUUUCUUCCCCCCGCCCCCCGCCCCCAAACGCCGGUCUGUAGACCAGGACGGCAGCGUGCUAAACCCGAGGCUGGGAUACUUUGGCUAAAUCUGUAGCCCGCAACCAGCUGCAGCCCGGCCUGGCCCAGCCCAGACUUCCCGACCUGAGGCUGGCAAAGCAGGAAGGAGCCGCCCAAGUUGCCCCAGCACCCAAAGCGGCAGGGGUGGGAAAGGAGGGAGCAGCAUGGCGUGCUACAGAGGCGAGUAUUCGAUUUCUGAAGAUAGAUUUCCUGAAUCAAGAAAGUGGCGACCAUUGAUACAUAGGAAAUGCACAGACAAAUUUUGGUUGAUAAUGUUUUUCCUCUUUUGGGCAGGUUUGAUGUUUAUAACAGGUUAUGCUGUAACAGCUGGAGCUACAGAAAGGCUUAUAUUUGGAUAUGAUAGCUAUGGAAAUGUUUGUGGUCGGAGGAAUACACCUGUGCUUGGUGCACCUUUGUCAGGACAAGAUAUGAGAAAUAAAAAAUUUGUGUUCUAUUUGAAUUCAUGUGGUUUAAAAACAAAAAACCUGAACAUCAAAUCAACUGCAUUAUGUGUAUCAAGUUGUCCACAGGAACAACUGAAUUCUUCAGAAGAUAUCCAGCUAUUUGCAAAUAACAAUGGAUCUUGCCUUUGUGUUUACAGUUUGAAUGCUAGCAGUUGUAUACACGGAUCCAAAGCUUCUGAACUUUGUCCCACCCUACCAGUGCCACCAAGUGUAUCUUUUCCGCUGUUUAAUCGAUGUGUUCCACGGAACCUCAAAUGCUAUUCCAAUUUCGCACCUGUAUUAAUAGAUGUGGUAAAUGAGGUGGAUAUCUUUCAUCGUAUUCUGGGUGGGCUUAUGGCAGGAAGAGAUACAGUAAUGGGACUGUGCGUCUUUUCAUUAGUUUUGUCUUCCCUAAUGAUGUUAGCCUUCAGAUGCAUCAAUAUGCUCGUGGUCCAUAUUUUUCUUACAAUAUUUGUAUUUGGAUUAUUAUUUGUCUCAGGUGUUAUGUGGUGGCUUUAUUACAAUAAUAGCAGCGGGCCCAGCAUAGAAUUAGAAACUGAAAAAGAAAAUAUGAAAUUAUUAUAUGGACUUUCUAUUAUAUCUACAGUUAUUGCGGUGAUCCUAAUUGUCCUGAUAGUGUUAUUAAGGAAGAAGAUUCACUUAAUUCUUCAGCUCUUUCACGCUGCCAAUAAAAUAAUUGGCAAAGCCCCCUUUUUGUAUUUUCAGCCUAUUUGGACGUUUGUAAUACUUAUUUUAUUCUGGGUGUAUUGGGUGGCUGUGCUACUUAGCUUAGGAACUGCAGGCAGUGCGCAAGUCAUUUCAGGAGGACAAGUGAAAUACAAAAUUCGAUUUGGAAUCCGCUACAUGUGGUGGUAUCAUUUACUAGGGCUUAUCUGGACAAGUGAAUUUAUUCUUGCAUGUCAGCAAAUGACUGUGGCUGGAACUAUAGUUGCUUGCUUCUUCAACCGAAAUAAGAUUAAACUAUCAAGUCAUCCAAUCCUGGGUUCCAUAUCAGUUCUCUUUUGUUAUCAUCUGGGAACAGUUGUGAAAGGGUCCCUUAUAAUCCCAAUAAUGAGAGUCCCAAGGAUUAUUCUAUUGUCUGUUUAUAACAUUCUGAAAAAUAAGGAGAACAUGUGUGCAAGAUGUAUUUUCAAAUGCUGCUUUUGCAGUUUCUGGUGCCUAGAAAGAUUUCUUGGAUAUUUAAACCAGAAUGCAUAUGCGGCAACUAUCAUAAAUGGGACAAAUUUUUGUACUUCGGCUAAAGAUGCCAGUGUUAUUUUAUCAAAAAAUGUAACUAGCACCAUGGCAAUCAACUGCUUCAGUGACUUUGCUGUCUUUCUUGCAAAGGUAUUCGUAGCAUGUUUCACCGUUUUUGGGGGCUUGAUGGCAUUUAACUACCACCAGGAAUUAAAAGUUUGGACCUUGCCGCUGCUGCUGGUUGCCGUUUUGGCUUAUUUCAUUGCCCAUAACUUCUUAUCAGUAUUUCAGACUACAGUGGAUGUUCUUUUCCUUUGCUUUGCUAUUGAUGUAGAAACAAAUGAUGGCUCUUCAGAUAAACCAUACCUAAUGGAUCAAGAUUUAAUGAACUUUGUCUAUCAGAACAGCAAGCUUGCAAAGACCAAAGAAAGAAAUAGAAGAAUAUUUUAUAACAAUGAAAACAGCAUUGAAUUGCAGCUUAUGAGCUGAAAUUGGGAUGGCUUUAAAACUACAUGCAGCAAAGAUAAGAUGAAGAUCAGAGAAAAAACAGUUCCCUGAAAUGAUUUGUAUAUUUUGCACUAAAAGAGAUGAUUUGGUCUACUUUCACUUUG
Molecule: messenger RNA, 2417 nt
Organism: Notechis scutatus (mainland tiger snake)
Lineage: Eukaryota; Metazoa; Chordata; Lepidosauria; Squamata; Elapidae
Source: RefSeq, a predicted model, not a curated record